Messenger RNA from Leptopilina boulardi, 546 nucleotides. It is a transcript of the gene RpL31, whose product is annotated as 60S ribosomal protein L31. Gene Ontology annotation, cellular component: ribosome; cytosolic large ribosomal subunit. The record is from RefSeq and is a predicted model, not a curated record. Bases 143 to 514 code for a protein of 123 amino acids. NCBI's taxonomy places the organism in Eukaryota, Metazoa, Arthropoda, Insecta, Hymenoptera, Figitidae. The transcript is spliced from 3 exons. Gene Ontology annotation, biological process: cytoplasmic translation. Gene Ontology annotation, molecular function: structural constituent of ribosome.
GUUUCACCAGAGACUUGUUUGUUCGGCGACUCCAUGUCGUAGCGCUGUGAAUAAGCCUUUAGGUUUGAAGUUAGCGCUUUUUGGAACAUCGACGCUGUAGACCUUUUCUUUUGUUAAAAGUCCUCCUUAUCGGAAAGGCAAAAUGGUGAAACCAGGAGAGAAGAAAGGCAAAAGUGCCAUCAAUGAAGUUGUAACACGAGAAUACACAGUGAAUCUCCACAAACGUCUUCAUGGCAUUGGUUUCAAAUACCGAGCACCAAGAGCAAUCAAGGAAAUUCGUAAAUUCGCUGAAAAACAAAUGGGAACUCCAGAUGUUCGAAUUGAUACACGUCUAAACAAACAAUUAUGGUCCAAAGGAAUUAGAAAUGUACCUUUCCGUGUUCGUGUGAGGCUCAGCAGGAGGAGAAACGACGACGAGGAUUCAGUAAACAAAUUAUAUACUCUUGUUACAUAUAUUCCCGUCGGUACAUUCAAGGGUCUCCAAACAGAAAAUGUAGACGCGAGUCAAGAUUAAAUUUCUAAUUAAUAAAUUCCUUUGAUCAUAAA